UCCCCUCCCGGUGGCUAACAGGCUAGGCUAGCUCGCAGCUAGCUCCAGUGUAUCAGACGCACCGGCUCCAUCAACAUCACGGAGCUGCUCGGACCGAACCGACCGUCUUCAGAGCUCCACACACGGCGCGGACAGAGCGGGCACACCGAAGAGACAGACAGUAAGACAUCCACUGACCACGCGUGAAGAUGAUUAAGCUUUUCUCGCUGAAGCAGCAGAAGAAAGACGAGGAAUCUGCGGGAGGGAACCGGACGGGAGCCGGGGGGAAGAAAGCCAGCGCGGCCCAGCUCCGGAUACAGAAAGACAUCAAUGAGCUGAACCUGCCAAAGACGUGUGAGAUCAACUUCCCCGACGACGAUGACCUCCUCAACUUCAGACUCAUCAUCUCACCAGACGAGGGUUUUUACAAAGGCGGGAAAUUUGUCUUCAGCUUUAAGGUAGGACAGGGUUACCCCCACGACCCCCCGAAGGUAAAGUGUGAGACGAUGGUGUAUCACCCCAACAUCGACCUGGAAGGAAAUGUCUGCCUAAAUAUCUUAAGAGAGGACUGGAAGCCUGUGUUGACAAUAAACUCCAUCAUCUACGGCCUACAGUAUCUGUUUCUAGUGAGUGUCAUCACUUCCUGUUUGUCUUUUGAUUGGUGCAUGAACAACAACAAAAGACGCGUGUUCAGGACGAGUGUUUAGGAAAAGUGUUCAGGA
This is a messenger RNA of Larimichthys crocea (large yellow croaker), 701 nucleotides long. It is a transcript of the gene ube2m, whose product is annotated as ubiquitin conjugating enzyme E2 M. The transcript has 5 exons. The record is from RefSeq and is a predicted model, not a curated record. The coding region runs from base 189 to 686 and encodes 165 amino acids. Lineage: Eukaryota; Metazoa; Chordata; Actinopteri; Sciaenidae.